Rotaria sp. Silwood1 is the source of this 270-nucleotide messenger RNA. Lineage: Eukaryota; Metazoa; Rotifera; Eurotatoria; Philodinida; Philodinidae. The record is from the annotation of a GenBank genome assembly.
AUGAAAUUUACCACAAAAAUAAAUUUGAUUAUUAAAUUAGUUACAAUUAUUUUUAUUUUAAUUAAAAUAAAUGAAAGUACAAUAUAUUGUCCAUCAAAUGUUCGUUGUAUGAAUGAAAAUCGUUUAAAUUGUAAUAAAUCAUUAUUAUCUUCAACAGAUUUUCAUUGUUGUGAUGGUCUUCAAUGUAUUUCUGUUCUAAUACCAUCUACUGAUACACAAGAUCAAUUCAAUACAACAAUGUGUGUUGUUUCUUCAUUUAAAAAAACAUAA